Messenger RNA from Poecilia latipinna (sailfin molly), 2370 nucleotides. RefSeq names its product matrix metalloproteinase-9-like. The record is from RefSeq and is a predicted model, not a curated record. The coding region runs from base 304 to 2313 and encodes 669 amino acids. Gene Ontology annotation, biological process: collagen catabolic process; proteolysis; extracellular matrix organization. Gene Ontology annotation, cellular component: extracellular matrix. NCBI's taxonomy places the organism in Eukaryota, Metazoa, Chordata, Actinopteri, Cyprinodontiformes, Poeciliidae. The transcript is spliced from 12 exons. Gene Ontology annotation, molecular function: zinc ion binding; metalloendopeptidase activity.
UUUGGAAAUUUCCCCAGCCUGUAAAUUUCUGCACAGAACUGAUGUUACAGUAGGCGGGAGCGAGGGUUUGAUGACUAAGACUCUACUCUGUAUAAAUACAACAUCUACAACCCCAACCAGCAGCACAGUUCAGACAGGCAGCAACAGGGACCAACUUCCAAAACACAGAAGACAUCACUGAAGUGGAAACUUUGCCGAUAUUAUGAGAUUUUUUUUCUUUUGACUUUGGUUCACACUUGAUUUUCUGUCUUUGAAGUUAGUUUUAGCAUUUUUGUUGCAUUUUGUGCCGCAGCAGAGCACGCCAUGAGGUGCUGUGCAUUAGUGGUGUGUUUACUUUUGGGAAUAGGCGUACAGAACGGAUGGAGCCGUCCUGUCAAGUCGGUCUUUGUCACCUUCCCAGGGAACAUCGUCAAAAAUGUGGCAGAUGUGGAGCUGGCACAAAGUUAUCUGAAAAAGUUUGGUUACAUAGAGACGGAGCAGCACGGUGACUUCCGGUCCAAGGUGUCCAUAGCAAAGUCUCUGAAGAUGAUGCAGAGACAGAUGGGUCUGAAGGAGACUGGAGAACUGGACAAGCUGACACUGGAGGCCAUGAAGCGACCUCGCUGUGGUGUUCCUGAUGUGGCCAAUUACAAAUUAUAUGCCGGGGAACCCAAAUGGGACCAUAACGAUAUUACAUACAGGAUCCUGAACUAUUCUCUUCAUAUAGACAGUAUUCUGACUGAUAAAGUCAUUGCAAGAGCCUUCAGGGUGUGGAGUGAUGUCACUCCUCUGACAUUUACCAGCCUUCUUCAAGGCGAUGCAGACAUCAUGAUCUCCUUUGAAACAGGUGAUCACGGGGAUCCAUACCCCUUUGAUGGUAAGGAUGGCCGUCUAGCUCACGCCUUUUCUCCUGGUGUGGGCAUUCAGGGGGACGCCCACUUUGACAAUGAUGAAUACUGGACUCUGGGAAAAGGACAAGUGGUGAAGACUUACUUUGGCAGUGAUGCAAACGCCAUAUGUCACUUCCCCUUCACUUACUUGGGGAAAUUAUACACCACCUGCAUCACUGAAGGCCGUUCCGACAACCUGCCCUGGUGUGCAACCACAGCCGACUACGACAAAGACAAGAAAUACGGCGUUUGCCAAAGUGAACUCUUGUUCACAUUUGACGGAAAUGCGGAUGGAGCCCCCUGUGUCUUCCCCUUCAUCUUCCUGGGUAGGAUGUAUAAGAGCUGCACCACCGACACCCGCAUUGACGGAAAACGCUGGUGUGCCACCACUAGCAACUUUGACACAGACAAGAAAUAUGGCAUCUGUCCCAAACGUGACACUGCUGUAACUGGAGGAACCUCGGAGGGAGAUGCUUGCCACUUUCCUUUUGUGUACCAGGGCAAGGAAUACCACUCAUGUACUAGUGAGGGGAGGACAGACGGCAAAUUGUGGUGUGCCACGACUGACAGCCAUGAUAGAGACCAGAAAUGGGGCUUCUGUCCCAAACGUGACUCUACCGUAAUUGGAGGAAACUCAGUGGGAGAUCCCUGCCACUUUCCUUUUGUAUAUAAGGGCAUGGCAUACUUCCAAUGUACGACUGCCGGGAGGACAGACUUCAAAUUGUGGUGUGCCACCACUGUCAACUAUGAUAAAGACCAGAAAUGGGGUUUCUGUCCUGACCUGGGUAUUAGCCUGUUCCUGGUGGCUGCCCACGAGUUUGGACACUCCCUAGGUUUGGAUCACUCCACCGUUAGACAAGCUCUCAUGUACCCCUUGUACAGCUAUGUGGAGGAUUUCUCCCUGGAUCAGGAUGACAUUGAUGGCAUUCAGUUCCUCUACGGAAAUAAAACAGGCCCUGAUUCUACUCUCAGCACGACAGAAGAACCGGACCCCACUGCUUCAUCUGUAGUGACAACGCCAUCCACUGUAGAUCCCACCAAAGACCCCUGCAAGAUCCACAAGUUUGAUGCCAUCACUGUGAUUCAGAGACAUCUGCAUUUCUUCAAAGAUGGGCAAUUCUGGAAGGUACCAAGCAAGGGAGACGGAGGUCGAAAGGGACCAUUUUCCAUUUCUCAGAGUUGGCCAGCUCUACCUGCUGUCAUUGACUCUGCCUUUGAGGAUGUUCAGACCAAGAAUAUAUACUUCUUUUCAGGAAGCAGGUUAUGGGUGAACACAGGAAGCAGUGUGCUAGGUCCCUACAGUAUUGAGAUGCUUGGUUUGCCCCCAAGUGUGCAUAAAGUGGAGGGAGCGCUACAGAGAGGGAAGAACAAAGUGUUUCUCUUUAGUGGAGAGGACAUCUGGAGGCGAGUAGAAAUUGCCCCCUUUUUUAGACAAAAUCUGUAAUUUAACCCAUCCUUAAACACAUUUUAUGUUAAAGGACCAACAGUAGAUCUCAUUCUA